ACACUUGGUACUACCACAUUUUUGUAGCUCCAAUAUAUUGUUCGAGAAUAUCAUUACGAUCUCAACGUUCAAUUCUCUCCCUGUUUCGCGAAGAAAAUUGGACUACUUCGCGGUGGCGCAGAGAGUGUGACCGUAUUGCGUUGCGCAGACGACUGACGCACGGUGAUUGUUGUGACAGAAGUGUAGAAGAGUAUCGUAUCGUCGUCUUUCCAAUUCGGAAUCAGCAAAAUCCGUGCAAAUCGAUAGAAAAAAGCAAUCGCCAAGAACAGAAAAGGGGAGCAACUCCGUUGAAUUGUGUUGCUCGUGCGAUAGCGCGAGAACAAUGAAAUUUCUGUACAAGGAGGAACAUCCGUUUGAAAAGAGGAAAGCCGAGGGUGAAAAGAUACGACGAAAAUAUCCCGAUAGGGUUCCUGUAAUUGUUGAAAAAGCACCGAAAGCUAAAGUUAGUGAUUUGGACAAACAAAAAUAUUUAGUACCAUCUGAUUUAACUGUUGGACAAUUUUACUUUUUAAUCCGCAAACGAAUUCAUCUUCGUUCUGAAGAUGCUCUGUUUUUUUUUAUUAACAAUAUCAUUCCCCCAACAAGCGCCACUAUGGGUUCUGUCUAUGCGGAACAUCACGAAGAAGACUUCUUUAUGUACAUAGCGUACAGUGAUGAGAACGUGUAUGGACACUAAAUUACAAUA
Messenger RNA from Colletes gigas, 685 nucleotides. RefSeq names its product gamma-aminobutyric acid receptor-associated protein (gene Atg8a). Gene Ontology annotation, biological process: autophagosome assembly; macroautophagy; autophagy of mitochondrion. NCBI's taxonomy places the organism in Eukaryota, Metazoa, Arthropoda, Insecta, Hymenoptera, Colletidae. Gene Ontology annotation, molecular function: ubiquitin protein ligase binding; GABA receptor binding. The transcript has 3 exons. Gene Ontology annotation, cellular component: cytosol; autophagosome membrane; autophagosome. The record is from RefSeq and is a predicted model, not a curated record. Bases 323 to 676 code for a protein of 117 amino acids.